Molecule: messenger RNA, 896 nt
Organism: Clupea harengus (Atlantic herring)
Lineage: Eukaryota; Metazoa; Chordata; Actinopteri; Clupeiformes; Clupeidae
Gene: dhx37
Product: probable ATP-dependent RNA helicase DHX37
Exons: 7
Coding region: 42-767 (241 amino acids)
Biological process (GO): maturation of SSU-rRNA from tricistronic rRNA transcript (SSU-rRNA, 5.8S rRNA, LSU-rRNA)
Cellular component (GO): intracellular anatomical structure; nucleolus
Molecular function (GO): RNA binding; ATP binding; helicase activity
Source: RefSeq, a predicted model, not a curated record
AUGCUGUGAGCCCUGAGCUGGGAGUGUUUGUGGACAGCAAAAUGGCACCCCCUACUGCCGCCCAGGUGCAGUGCAUCAGACAGGUGGUGCUGGCAGGACUGGGAGACCACCUGGCCCGGCGUGUCCAAUCAGAAGAGAUGCUGGACCCCAAAUGGGUCAACGGAUACAAGACUCCUCUUCUGGAUGAGCCUGUGUUCAUCCACCCAAGCUCGAACCUCUCCAAGACCCUCCCUCAGUUUGUGGUCUACCAGGAGAUCAUGGAGACCACAAAAAUGUACAUGAGAGGAGUGUGUGCGGUGGAGAUGGACUGGGUCCCCAAGCUCCUCCCACAGUACUGCCACUUCAGUGCUCCAGAGGAAAGCCCCGCCCCCUGGUACUGCCCAGCCUCUGGCCGUGUCAGAUGCCAAUGCCGGAGCACUUUCUUCCGGGUGAACUGGAAGCUGCCUUCUGUUGAAAUGGACUACCCAGAGGGGCUUGAGCGGUACAAGCUAUUUGCCAAAUUCCUACUGGAAGGACAGGUGUGUUCAAAACUAAAGAAGCACCGCAGCUGCCUACUGUCUAGUCCCUCAACCAUGCUGAAGACCUGGGCCAAAUUACAGCCCCGCACAGAAGCCCUGCUGCAGCAGCUGGUGUCAGAGAAAGUUGACUGUCGAGACACACUGCUAUGUACAUGGAAGAAAAACCAGAAGUAUCUCCUGUCAGCAUUUUGUCAGUGGAUUCCAGAAUCCCUUCAUGAGGAUGUGGCAAAGUUCUGGCCUCCCCUCUGACACACACACACACACACACACACACAAUUGUCUGUACUGCCUUUGUUUAUCUGUAAGUGAAAAUCAUGAAGAGUGUUUUUCUUUAAAGUGUUUGUUGAAGGCAAUAAACACUCACUUUUUACCCAGCAA